AUGCGAGCUCUUGCUUUCCUUUUGCUCUUCACUUGGCUGUUCACUGCAUCAGCAACGAUCCUUGAGAAUGGCCAGGCGCGGUUGAACCCGUAUCCGGGGCAAGCCGAGGUCAUUACGCUGGACAAAACGACGUGGAAGACCUACAAGCCUGGUGUUAAGGAGAUUUCUUACAAGGGGAGAUGGGACGACAAGCAUAUUUCUUGGUGGUCAGCUCCUGGAUUCAGGCUUGCGUUCACUGGCGAAAAGCUCGCCUUGUCCUUUGGUCAAUACACCAGUCAAGGAGUCCUCGUGGCAUACAGACUGGGUGGCCAGGACUGGCAAUUCUCCAAUGUCACUGCCAAUGCCACGUAUCAAUUCAUUGCUCCUACCACGACGGGACUCAACCUCACUAAUGCCGGCGACGCGAAGACCUUUGAGCUGAGAGACAGCAGGAGCUUACUGACCACAAGCACAAUCCAGCUGGCCGGUGUAUCCGUCGCGGCAGAUGCAAAGAUCUCCAGCACCCCUGAGUACCCAAAGAUGGUGGAAGUCAUCGGAGACUCACUGAGCUCCGGCGACUACGCUACAUAUGAAGGACUGUCCUCAUGGCCAUAUGAUUUCGCAGCAGGGCUCGGGAACGUAGAAUACUCCAUUACUGCCUAUCCCGGUAUCUGCCUCCACGAUCAGAAUUGCUGGGGAAAUCCCCGUGGUCAGACCUACCAAUGGUACCGCACCUCCGACACGUCCUGGCGCGCACACGAGAUCUACGGCGACAAUCCACCCAAGUGGAAUUUUGCCGCUCAACGCCCAGCUGAUCUGGUGGUCAUCAACAUUGGCACAAACGACAACAACCAGGUGAACAAUGUCUCAAGCACAGACUAUUACAACGACUAUGUCACUCUCGUGGGCAACAUCCACAAGAUUUGGCCCAAGGCAGAUAUCGUUCUUAUGUCGCUGUGGGGUGGUUUCGGAGCUUCGGGGGACACAUACGUGCAGGGCCCUCUAUGGGUGGAUGAGAUCAAGCGGGUUUACCAGCAUUACGAGAAGCAGGGGUUCAUCCAUUAUUUCGACACGACGGGGAUCCUGCAGCACAACGACAUCGCGCCGCAGUGGCAUCCCACGGAUGUUGGCCAUCUGAAGAUUGCCGCGCAUCUGAUGCAGUGGGUGAAGUUGAAGUUUGGCUGGGAAUUUGGGGCUACAGGGCCUGAGGUGCAUCAUGGGACGUUAUACUGGAAUGAUCAGUCGAAUUACUAG
Messenger RNA from Aspergillus viridinutans, 1233 nucleotides. Its product is annotated as SGNH/GDSL hydrolase family protein. The record is from RefSeq and is a predicted model, not a curated record. Lineage: Eukaryota; Fungi; Ascomycota; Eurotiomycetes; Eurotiales; Aspergillaceae. Gene Ontology annotation, molecular function: carboxylic ester hydrolase activity. The coding region runs from base 1 to 1233 and encodes 410 amino acids. The transcript is spliced from 10 exons.